UCAAUCGCACUGCACCCUUUGCUCUCACCCCUCCCCCCUAUGUUAGUCAUCAUGGCGGAACUGUAAUGUCCAGGACGAGAAAACUGUACCAUCCGCCCCUGGAGUUCAUUUAUUUAUUUAUUUAUUUAUCACAAACCUCCCCACAAUGACCCGCUGGAUUCCGACUAAAAAAGAGAAAUAUGGUGUUGCGAUCUAUAAUUACAAUGCCAGAGGAGAGCAGGAGCUGUGUCUGCAGGUGGGGGACACGGUACACAUACUGGAGACAUUUGAAGGGUGGUACAGAGGAUACACACUACGGAAUAAAUCACACAAGGGCAUUUUCCCAGCUUCCUACAUCCACCUGAAAGAGGCUAAAGUUGAAGGGACAGGCCAGCAGGAGAUUGUUAUCCCAGCUGAUCUUCCCCUGGUGCAGGAGCUGAGUGCCACCCUCAGGGAGUGGGCCCAGAUAUGGCACAUGCUCUAUGUGAACAACAAGACCACACUGUUCCGGAAUGUUCAGCAGAUGGCUUAUAGCCUGAUAGAGUAUCGAUCUCAGAUAGUGUCAGGGACGUUACCCAAAGAUGACCUGGUAGAGCUCAAGAAGAAAGUCACGGCUAAAAUUGAUUAUGGAAACCGAAUACUAGGUUUGGACCUGGUUGUGCGGGAUGAGGCAGGGAACACUUUGGAUCCGGACUGCACCAGCACAGUCAGUCUGUUCCGGGCUCACGAGACCGCGUCCCGAAGUAUUGAUGAAAGGAUACAGGAGGAGAAGACCCGGCUCCAGAACCUGGAGAUGAGGCGACAGUCCCUCUUCAGCACAGUCCACACCUACAGCCUCUUCAUGAACCUGAAGAACUUUGUGUGUAACAUUGGGGAGGACGCCGAGCUGCUCAUGUCCCUCUAUGACCCGGACCAGUCUGAGUUCAUCAGCGAGAACUUCCUGGUGCGAUGGGACAGCACGGGCAUGCCCAAAGAGAUUGAGAAGCUGAACAACCUGCCAGCGCUCUUCACGGAUCUGAGCAGCAGCGACCUGAUCCGUCCGCGGGUCUUCUUGGUCUGUCAGAUCAUCCGCGUGGGGUGCAUGGAGCUGAAGGAGGGCAAGAAGCACACCGGAGGGCUGAGGAGACCCUUCGGAGUGGCAGUGAUGGACAUCACAGACAUAGCUCACGGGAAGGCGGAUGACGAGGACAAGCAGCACUUCAUCCCUUUCCAGCAGAUCGCGAUGGAAACAUACAUUCGUCAGAGGCAGCUCAUCAUGUCCCCAUUGAUCCCGUCCCGCGUCAUCGGGGAGAACGAGCCGCUCACCGCCGUCUUCAACAAGGUCAUCGCCACCCGGGAGGUCAACCACAAGGGUCAAGGACUAUUUGUGACCUUGAAGCUGCUCCCAGGGGAUCUGGCUCAGGUCCAGAAGGAUUACCCUCACUUCGUGGACCGCAGCACGGCCAUCGUCAGGAAAAUGGGCUUCCCUGAAAUCAUCCUUCCAGGAAACGUGAGGAACGAUAUCUACGUGACGCUGCUUCAGGGGGAGUUUGACCGAGGCAAGAAGAAGACACCAAAAAACGUGGAAGUGAUGAUGAGUGUGCUGGAUGAUGAAGGCACGCCCAUGGAAAAAGCUAUAUUCCCUGGGGCUGGGUAUGAUGGAAUCACAGAGUACAAGUCGGUUAUUUACUACCAGGUCAAACAGCCCUGCUGGAAUGAAACUGUCAAGGUGACAAUUCCAAUCGAGGAUGUGUGUCGCUGUCACCUCAGGCUGAUGUUCCGACACCGAUCGUCCCAAGACUCCAGGGACAAAUCGGAGAAGCCCUUCGGCAUGGCGUUCGUGCGGCUCAUGAAGUCCGACGGGACCACGCUGCGCGACGGUAAACACGACCUCAUCGUCUACAAGGUUGAUGUGAAGAAGGCAGAGGAUGCUAAGACGUACCUGACGAUGCCCGGGUCAUGGGCCGAGGUGGAGGAGAAGGAAAGACAGACCGGGAAGCCUUUCCAUCACUCAGGCGUGAUUCCUGUAACCAAAGACAGCUUCCAAAUAGCCACUCUCACCUGCUCCACGAAACUCACUCAAAACGUGGAUCUGCUGGGCCUGCUGAACUGGAGAUCCCACCCCGAGGAGCUGGAUCAGACCCUUCAGCGCCUCAUGGAAGUUGAAGGAGGGGAGAUCGUCAAGUUCUUGCAGGACACCCUGGAUGCCCUGUUCAACAUCAUGAUGGAGACCUCAGAAAAGGACACGUACGACACACUAGUGUUCAACGCCUUGGUUUUCAUCAUUUCCCUGAUCGGGGACAUCAAGUUUCAGCACUUCAAUCCAGUCCUGGAGACCUACAUCAACAAGCACUUCAGUGCCACCCUGGCCUACACGAAGCUGACUAAGGUGCUGAAUUACUAUGUGGGGCAUGCAGAAGACCCGGCCCUGACAGAAAGACUCUACUCUGCGCUCAAAGCCCUAAAAUACCUCUUCAGGUUCAUCGUCCAGUCCCGGGUUCUCUACCUCAGAUUCUACGGGAACAGCGAGGACGGGGACGCAUUCUUUAACUCCAUACGGACUCUCUUCCUGUCCUUCAACACGCUGAUGGACAGGCCCCUGGAUGAGGGGGUCAAAAUCAAAGGGGCGAUAUUGAAAUACCUCCCCACCAUCAUCAAUGAUAUCCAGCAUGUCUUUGACCCUGUGGAACUCAGUGUUCUUCUGACCAAAUUUAUAGAGAGCAUUCCAGAUGCCCAGCUAGUGCGGCAGAAGCUGGGCUGUAUGUGUAAGAUGGUGGAGAGUGACCUCUUCAAGCAGCCAGAGAGCCGUGAUGUUCUCCUGCCCCUGCUGACCGACCAGCUGAGCGGUCAGCUGGAUGACCACUCCAACAAGCCCGACUACGAGGCCUGCGUCCAGCUGCUCAGCACUGUCCUGGACAACCUGGACCGCAAGGAUGUGGGCCCCACAAGGGGACAUGUUCAGAUGAUCAUGGAACGCUUGCUUCGUCGGGUCAAUCGCACCGUCAUCAGCAUGGACCGGAGUUCUCCUCUCAUUGGGCACUAUCUGGCCUGCAUGACGGCAAUCUUGAAACAAAUGGACAACGAGCACUACUCCCACUACAUCAGCACCUUCAAAACCAGACAGGACAUCAUUGACUUCCUGAUGGAGACUUUCAUCAUGUUUAAGGAUCUGAUGGGAAACGUCUUUCCCUCUGACUGGAUGAUCAUGAACCUUCUGCAGAUUCAGGUGUUCCUGCGUGCCAUCAAUCAGUACUCAGACGUCCUCAACAAGUUUUUCCUGGACCAGGCACACUUUGAGCUCCAGCUGUGGAACAACUACUUCCACCUGACUGUGGCUUUUCUUACCCACAAGUCAUUGCAGCUGGAAAAUUUCUCUCAGGAGAAACGCAACAAGAUCCUCAACAAAUACGGAGACAUGAGGAGGACUAUUGGCUUCAAGAUCCGAGACAUGUGGUACAACCUUGGGCCCCAUAAGAUAAAGUUCAUCCCAUCUAUGGUGGGGCCCAUUUUGGAGGCCACCCUCGUCCCCGAGCCGGAGCUGAGGAAAGCCACCAUUCCCAUCUUCUUCGACAUGAUGCAGUGCGAGCACAACUUCAGCCACAACCACACCUUCCAAAUGUUUGAGAAUGAACUCAUCACCAAGCUGGACCAAGAGGUGGAGGGGGGCCGGGGAGACGAACAGUAUAAGAUCCUGCUGGAGAAAACGUUACUGGAGCACUGCAGACGGCACCGGUACCUCUCCCAGUCUGGGGAGUCCCUGGCCCUCCUGCUGAGCAGCCUCCUGGAGAACCUGCUCGCCUACCGCACCAUAACGCACGACGAGAGUCCCGAGCACCGCAUGAGCUGCACUGUCAACGUGCUGAACUUUUACAAGGAAAAGAAGAGGGAGGACAUCUACAUUCGGUAUCUGUACAAGCUGCGCGACUUGCACCUGGACAGCGAGAACUACACGGAGGCGGCGUACACCCUGCUGCUGCACGCUGAGCUGCUGGAGUGGUCCGACAAGCCCUGCGAGCCCCACCUGAUCCCUCGUGAUGGCUCGCACAUCUGGACUCAGCAGGAGCUGAAGGAGAGGCUCUUCCAGGAGAUCAUGUGCUACCUGGACAAGGGCAAGAUGUGGGAGAAAGCCAUCGAGAUGAGCAAACAGCUGGCCAGGAUGCACGAGAACCAGAUGUUCGACUUUAUGGAGCUCAGCCAGCUACUGAAACAGCAGGCACAGUUCUACGAGAACAUCAUGCAUGCAAUGCGUCCACAGCCUGAGUACUUUGCAGUGGGUUACUAUGGCCUUGGUUUCCCUUCCUUCCUCAGGAAUAAAGUCUUUAUUUACCGCGGUAAGGAGUAUGAGCGACUGGAGGACUUCAGCAUGAAGCUACUCUCCCAGUUCCCUGUGGCAGUGAAAAUGACCAGCACAGCGCCCCCUGGAGAUGACAUCUGUAACUCACAGGGGCAGCACAUCCAGUGUUUCACCGUCAAACCAGUCCUCACGCUGCCCAAGCAGUUCAAGGACAAAGGAGUCCCAGAGCAGAUUCUCAAUUACUACAGAGCUAAUGAAGUGGAUCAGUUCCAGUACUCUAGACCCUUCAGGAAAGGAGAAAAGGACCCAGAUAAUGAGUUUGCUACCAUGUGGAUUGAGAGGACCACAUACAUCACAGCCUACCGCUUCCCUGGGAUCCUCAAGUGGUUUGAAGUGAAGUCCAUGUCUGUUGAGGAGAUUAGCCCUCUGGAGAACGCCAUUGAGGCCAUGGAGAUGGCCAAUGAGAAGCUGAGCAACCUGGUGCAGCAGCAGGCGUGUGACCGCUCGCUGUCCGUCCACCCUCUAUCCAUGAUGCUCAGCGGCAUCGUCGACCCCGCCGUCAUGGGCGGCUUCUCUAACUACGAGAAGGCAUUCUUCACGAACGCUUACAUUCACGACCACCCUGAAGACCUGGAGCGCAUCGAGGUCCUAAAACACCUCAUUGCCCUGCAAACUCCCCUCCUGGCAGACGGAAUACAGAUCCACGGGGAGAAAUCGACAGAAGAGCUGAAGCCCCUACAUAACCGCCUAGUCACCUGCUUUCAGGACCUAAAGGAGAAAGUGGAGAAACAAUAUGGAGUCAUCACUCUGCCGUGCUCGCUGACGGAGAGGAAGAAGAGCCGAGUGGGCUCCAUGGUGAUGCCCUACAUCAUGUCCUCCACCUUGCGCCGCAUGUCCACCGUCUCCACCCUCUCCAACGCCUCCUCCGGCCUCUCCAGCAGCUCGGCCUCCUCGGAAGGCGGCCCCUCCCGGCCCUGCUCGCAGGACUCACUGCUGUCCCGUGUCAACGAUCGCCGGGUCUCGGCCCUCUCCCACUCUGAAGAGGACAACCGGAUCGGCCGCAAGAACCGGAAGGAGUGGAGCGUGAGCAAGUCUCAGGUUCUGGUGGAGAGGCCGAUGGACACAGACGAGACGCCACCAGAGAAGCAGCAGAGGCCGAAGAGCUUGCAGUUUGGAGACCGGCGUCUCACCCUGUCGCUCUUCCAGGGCGUUUCCUCUCAGCUCAGUCUGUCCAACCCUCUGAGCCCCCUGCCUGCCUCUCCAAACACCCCUCGCAGCUCUAGUUACACGGCUCUCCCAAAUGACAACGACAUGACCUCUGAACCCCCAGGGACCCCCCCGCCAAUGCCACCGAAGAAACACCCCCACGACGGCGACAGUCCUCGCAACUCUGCUGAGUUCGUUCCUCCAUUGCCUAUGAAAGUGGACAACAGGCCACCCCCGCCCCCUCCCAAAACCCGCAAAUCCAUGUUUCCAUCAUAUGAACACAGCCCACAGUGAGAGCACAUGGAAACAAGUCAGGAACCGGGGGUUGUGUUCUACUCCCAUAACCUCCCCGUCUUCUCUGAUCUGCAUGAAUGCGGUGAGAAUGAAGAGGGGGUUGAUUAGGGCCAUUGUGAGCAAUACUGAGGGACUGAACAAGAGACAGAACCUGGAAAACUUUGUACCAGAUCAUGGAGGAGGAUUAUGCCUGUAGUUUCCUUGGACUCAACCAGCUCAACCAGGUGUCCCGGAAUGAAACUGGACAGGGAGGCGUGAUUUUUGGGUUUGCAUUCCAAUUAUGAAUUUUCUGUGGCUUGUUUAGAAAUUGUAGCACAUUUAAACUGAGAUGAUUUAAAUACAUAUUUGUAUAUACUGUUGUAUAAAUCGUGUGUAUUACUACUGGGCAAAGGGUUGACCAAAGGUUUAUUUUGUGGUUUUUCAUUAUAUGUUGAAAUUGGACUGUAUUAAGCCAUUAAUACCAGAGUGUUUUGGGGCAUUCUGUAUUAAAAAUGUGCUCAGAUGCUGCAUUAAAAUAUUUUCCAUACAUUUUAUAUAAUUGCUGUAUAGAUGACUAUAAUUAUACAAUGAAGAUGUAAAACAGUUAUUUUGUACUGAGCAUCUCCAGAGUUCACAGAGCCUAUCUGUUCCGACAUCAUAAACGGUCCAUUACGAUCACAAUAUAUUGAAAUUAAUUAAUUUUCCUCUAAUGCACGCACUUGAGGUAAUCCAUGACAUUCAUCGGAUCAAUAAUAUUUCUGGUGUAAUAAAAGUAUCAUUUCAUAUUUCUGUGAUGCUAGUUUAAGCAAACAUUCGUACAUGGGGCUGUAUGCAUAUUUAUCUAGAAGAGCAGACUGUAUUCUCAGAUGACUAUCAGUGUAAUAAUAAUUAAAAUCAUCUGCAGACACAUUGACUAUGCAUACUGUGAGGGGGAUGACAGCACACUAAAGAUUUAUUGCUUAAGUGCUUUAAUGACCUCUUCCAUCAAAUCAUAUUUUUUUGAGACAUGCACUGGAUGGCUGUUAUGUAUAUGCGAUUUUUGUUAUUUUCUUUAUAAAGAACAAAAUAAUGUAUCUGUAGCGAUUUCCUGCUUCUCUAAGCAGAAAUGAACUGUGUUUGUAUUUUGGUGUCUUUCAUUUUGACACUGUAAGGUUCGAGCAUGGAACAGUGGUUCAUGUUGGUACGUCUUUUGUUAUAAGAAUUAGUCACGGGACAUCAGCUUUUUGUUAAAUGAGUUUGGUCAUUUGUUGAUUUAUUGUUGCCUCCUUUAACUUAUUUCCAGUGGCAGUCCCAUCUAUUUGGGUUUACAACCUAGCGCUCCUUAUUGAAUAAUUCAAGUGUACCGAACAACACGGACCAUGUGAUUGCAAGUAUGAGAUGAAUGAACAAAUCAAUUAAAUGGAAACAAAGAGACUAACUAUUUUAAUGCUGUUUAUUUUAAAAUAAAACCCAUUUAAAGAGUUAUUUUGCAAAUGAUUGAGCAUUUUAUAGACUUGCUUUGUGUACAGUUUGCUUAGGAAUUUUCUUUAAUGUCCAGUUUACUAUGAUUGUGGUGUAAGAUUGUCAGUAUUGUAGAUUUUCAGGGACCUAAACAAAAACUUUUAGGGAAGGGAAUGGACCUAACUUUAUUUUUUUAAGUAAUAUUUUUAUUUUAAACACGUACAAGAAAAUCAGAAUCAUGAUACUGUAAAAGAGACGCCUGUGAGGGGAUGUACAAUAGCAUUGGCGUGGCGACGCCAGACACUGAACUUUUUAAUCAACUUGUAAAGCUAA
Molecule: messenger RNA, 7504 nt
Organism: Megalops cyprinoides (Indo-Pacific tarpon)
Lineage: Eukaryota; Metazoa; Chordata; Actinopteri; Elopiformes; Megalopidae
Gene: dock5
Product: dedicator of cytokinesis 5
Exons: 51
Coding region: 146-5752 (1868 amino acids)
Biological process (GO): small GTPase-mediated signal transduction; cell migration
Cellular component (GO): cytoplasm; plasma membrane
Molecular function (GO): small GTPase binding; guanyl-nucleotide exchange factor activity
Source: RefSeq, a predicted model, not a curated record